AGGGCGAAGAUGGCGGCGCCGAGCAAGUGGCGCCCGGGCGCCUCUCAGCUGGGCGGCAGCGGCAGCCAGCGGUCAGCAGGGGCCGCGGAGCCGCGCGCCCGCUUCGUCGAGGGCUCCAUUGUCCGCAUCUUCAUGGAGAACUUCCUAACUUAUGACAGCUGUGAAGUAUGUCCAGGACCCAAUUUGAACAUGAUCGUAGGUGCUAAUGGAACAGGAAAAUCAAGCAUUGUUUGUGCCAUCUGCCUUGGACUAGCUGGUAAACCUUCUUUUAUAGGGCGAGCUGAUAAGGUUGGUCUUUUUGUAAAGCGGGGGUGCUUGAAAGGUGUAGUAGAAAUUGAACUGUCCAAGACACCUACCAAUAUCAUUAUCACACGGGAGAUUCAGGUGGUGAACAACACAUCUACGUGGUUUAUCAACAGAAAGCCAUCAACCUUGAAAACGGUAGAAGAACAGAUUGCUGCCUUAAAUAUCCAAGUGGGCAAUUUGUGCCAGUUUCUUCCUCAGGACAGAGUUGGAGAAUUUGCAAAACUGAGUAAGAUUGAGUUGCUUGAAGCCACUGAAAAAUCUAUUGGUCCUCCAGAAAUGUACCAAUUUCACUGUGAACUGAAAAACUUCAGAGAAAAAGAAAGAGAACUGGAGAACUUGUGCAAAGAGAAAAGUAAUUCUUUGGAGAAAAUGAGACAGAGGAUUGAACGAUACAAACAAGAUGUUGAGAGAUACCAUGAACGCAAGCGUCAUCUAGACUUAAUUGAGAUGCUUGAGAGGAAAAGGCCUUGGGUGGAAUAUGAAAAUGUUCGGCAGCAGCAUGAGGAAGUGAAACAAAGUCGUGACCAGGCCAAGGAAGAGUUGAAGAAUCUGAAAGAAAUGCAAUCUCCAGUGACAAAAAAAAUUCAAGAAAUUGGAGAGUGUUAUAAGAAUCUUGAUAUGAAAAUCAGAGAUAAGGCUGCUGAAAUCAAAGACACUUCUCAAAAAUGUAAACAAAAGCAAGAUGCUCUGGAGAAGAAAGAUAAACAAAUUGAAGAAAUUAAUCAAGCUUUGAGAAUGAAAAAAGAUGAAGAAAUGGACAGACAGAAAAAAAUACACAACACUCGUAAGAUGAUAGAGGACUGGCAGAAUGAGCUCAAUACAAUGGGUGUCUGUGAGAAUCUUCAGCCACAAAUUGAUGCUGUUAACACUGAGCUGAAACGUUUGCAAGAAGAAAGGGCAAAUAUUGAUAGUGAUGUUAGUGAUCUAGCAACAGAGAAGGAUAACCAACAGAGGGAAAAGAAAAGAAUAACUGGUUGCAUCGUAGAACUUGAUAAUAUAAUGAAUAUGAAGGAAGAGAAGCUUAAAGGGAAAUUCGGAGACACGCACUCUGCUCUUAUGUGGCUAAGAAAGAACACAGACAAGUUUAAAAAAAAUGUUUGUGAACCCAUGAUGCUUGCAAUCAACAUGAAAGACAACAGACAUGCUAAAUAUGUUGAAAAUCACAUUUCUUCAAAUGACAUGAGGGCUUUUGUUUUUGAAAGCCAAGAAGAUAUGGAAAUGUUUCUUCAUGAGAUGCGCGAUCGUCAGAAGCUGAAAGUGAACGCUGUGUGUGCGCCUGCUGAGUCGUGUGCUGAAAACAAACCUUCAAGACCUAUUGAAGAAUUACACCGAUAUGGAUUUUUCUCGUAUUUACGAGAGUUAUUUGAUGCUCCUCGUCCUGUGAUGAGUUAUCUUUGUGCCCAGUAUCGUGUUCAUGAUGUCCCAGUGGGAACAGAGAAGACCAAAAACAUGAUUGAAAGGGUAAUACAAGAAACCAAAUUUAAGCAAAUUUACACAGCAGAAGAAAAAUACAUUGUUAAAGUAUCUGCUUAUACAAACCAAACUCUCUCUAGCAACACUUUCUUGAGGGCAGCACAGUUUCUCACUAUUUCAGUGGAUACAGAUGAAAGAAGACAGUUGGAAAGCCAACAACAGGAAAUUAAUAGUAUGAUAAAGUCAUUGGAUAGUCAGUUGGCUACAUUGUUUGAAAGGCAAAAACAUCUGGAACGAAGAGACAAUGAACUCAGGCAACAGAAGAAGGAGCUUUUGGAGAGAGGAAAUAAAAGAAGACAGUUGGAAUCAAAAAUUGCUGUGAAGCAUGACAGUUUAAGACAGAUGGAACAAGAUGCUAUCAAUCUAGAAGAGGAGUCUCAACAGGCAAAUAUGAAGAUCAAAGAAAUAAAUGUCCAGAAAGGAAGGCUUGUUACAGAAUUAAUGCAUCUCAUAAAGAAUUGCGUAUCACUGAACAUCAUCAAAGCAGACUUGGUUCUUCAGAGCGCUACUGUGGCUGCUGAGAAGAAUAGACUAGAAUUAGAGUAUAAAGCAGCAAGUGUACAACUAAGAGCUUCAGAGCAACGAUUUCGUGAACUGGAUGAUAGGAAGCGUGUCCUUAUAGAGAACUGCAAGGAAUUGCUGAAAAAAGCUCGACAGGUGUGCAAACUGAGUCCAGACCAACAUCUUCCAAAAGAAUUUCAAACUGCUUUUCAGGCUCUUCCGAAUACACUGGAGGAAAUUGAUGCUUUCUUGAAUGAGGAGAAAUCCAGGGCCUCCUGUUUCACAGGCCUGAAUGCUUCAGUUGUUGAAGAAUAUAAUAAGCGGACACAAGAAAUACAACAGCUGAUGGAAGAACUAGAGGAAAAGAAAAAUGUAUUGGAUAACUAUAAACAAAAUAUUUCACAGGUCAAAGAAAGAUGGCUAAACCCCUUGAAAAAGCUGGUUGAGCAAAUCAAUGAGAAGUUCAGUAACUUUUUUAGUUCUAUGCAGUGUGCUGGUGAAGUUGAUCUUCAUGUAGAAAAUGAGGAGGAGUAUGACAAAUACGGGAUUCGCAUUAGAGUCAAAUUUCGUAGUAGCACUGAACUUCAUGAAUUGACUCCGUAUCAUCAGAGUGGAGGUGAGAAAAGUGUUUCAACUAUGUUGUACCUGAUGGCGCUACAGGAACUCAACAGAUGCCCUUUUAGGGUUGUAGAUGAAAUAAAUCAGGGAAUGGAUCCAGUCAAUGAGAGAAGAGUUUUUGAAAUGGUUGUGAAAACUGCUUGUAAAGAAAGCACUUCUCAGUACUUCUUUAUUACACCAAAGCUUUUGCAGAAUCUCACUUACAAUGACAAGAUGACAGUGUUGUUUGUCUACAACGGACCUUUUAUGAUGGAAACAGACAAAUGGAACUUAAAGGCUUUCUGUAGGCGGCGGCAGCGAGUUGGAAAGAUGCACAAACAAUGAUACAGACAUAUAUAUGUGUUUGUGUGUAUAUAUAUAUAUACAGAUAUAUACAUAUAUAUAUAUAUGUAAUGUUUUUGUAGAUCCUUUUUGGGACACGUGGCAUUCAAGACUUAAAAAUUGUAAAAGAUGAGAACCUGUGAAGAACUGAUGAUUAAGAUCUUUGGUUCUUAAUACUUAGGUAGAAAUAUAAAAGAUUUGAAAUGUAUGAUUCUUUUUCUGAAUAUUUUUUAGUGGCCUUUCUCCAAAGAAACUAUUUUUCUUAAGCAGUAGUUUUAAACAAAAAAGGAUGUUUCCUGUAUUUUAUCAGUAAGGACUCCGCCAAUGUAAGCAUGUAACAUCAGAAAUACAGUUGUUGUUUUUUCUAGAUUACACUGGGAUAAUUCUAUGUCUGUGUUUUUUCCCCCAAGAAAUUUGAAUUUACUUUUGAUAAAAGUGUCCUAACUUGUCCUAACGCAGUUGCGGGUGUACUUCAAACUUCUCCAAUUGAAAUGGAAACUUUUUGAAUGAAUGAGUGAUGUGUGGGGAAAGAGGGAUUUGCAAGUAGCUGUGCUUUUUCUUUUUUUUUUUCAUGUGUGUGAAAAUACACCUGAUGUUAACAUAAAGAAUAUGCUAUUUUAUAGUAAAGUACUUUAUUACUGUUACUAUUUUUGAGCUAAUGUUCCGUUUUCUGUUCCUGGAAGGGUGAAGUCUUUGUUUUUUCACAGCAAAGUGACAAAGCCAGGGGUUUUUGAAAGAAUGAACUAGUUAGCUUGUAGAAAUAAAGCUAAGUAAUAUAUAACUUUAUUUAUAAAUAAAAUUUGAUAUGCUUUUGCUGAUAAAUGGAAAAAAUAUUCUUGCUGAUUUCACAUGUAAAAGCCUCCUGGUUUUAACUUACAAGACUGACUACAUUGGAGUGAUUGUAAACACAAUAGCUAUUUGACAAAUAACCAUAAAAAUUCACUGGUGGAAUUUUGGAUACAGCUGUUAGAUAUUUGAAGGUAGAUGUUAUCAACAGAACAUUGAAUACCUAAAAUAAAAUAUCAGU
Rhea pennata is the source of this 4246-nucleotide messenger RNA. RefSeq names its product structural maintenance of chromosomes 5 (gene SMC5). Gene Ontology annotation, biological process: double-strand break repair via homologous recombination. Gene Ontology annotation, cellular component: nucleus; Smc5-Smc6 complex. The coding region runs from base 10 to 3222 and encodes 1070 amino acids. Gene Ontology annotation, molecular function: ATP binding; single-stranded DNA binding; ATP hydrolysis activity. The transcript is spliced from 24 exons. Lineage: Eukaryota; Metazoa; Chordata; Aves; Rheiformes; Rheidae. The record is from RefSeq and is a predicted model, not a curated record.